GGCGGGGCGGGCAGAGCGCGGGGGCUGCUCGGCGCGGAGCUGCGGGCGGCUGCCAUGGAGGGGCUUGCGGGUGGUGCCCCCGUGGCCAUCGCCGUGGUGGUGGUCGCUGCAUCUGCCCUGCUGCUGCUGCUGCUCAGAGGGACGGGGCGCAGGGCGGGCGGCCUCGUUACCUUGCAGGACCCACUGGCUAAAUACCCGCUGCAGCUGGUGGACAAAAAGGAAAUCAGCCAUGAUACCAAGAAAUUCCGGUUUGGGCUACCUUCACCAGAUCAUGUAUUAGGAUUACCUGUAGGCCAGCAUGUUUACCUUUCUGCAAAAAUUGAUGGCAAUCUGGUGAUUCGAGCCUAUACCCCAGUUUCCAGUGAUGAGACAAAGGGUUAUGUUGAUUUAAUUAUCAAGGUUUACCACAAAAAUGUCAAUCCCAAGUUUCCAGAAGGUGGGAAGAUGUCGCAGUACCUUGAUAACAUGAAGAUUGGAGACAUUAUUGACUUCAGAGGGCCAAAUGGGCUCCUUGUCUAUAAGGGGGCAGGUACCUUUCUUAUCAAGCCUCAUAAGAAGUCUGAAGCAGAGAAAAAGUUUGCAAAGCAUCUUGGGAUGAUAGCUGGAGGAACAGGAAUAACUCCUAUGUUGCAGCUGAUUCGUCAGAUCACAAGUGAUCCUAAGGAUUCCACAAAAUGUUACCUCCUUUUUGCUAAUCAGACAGAAAAAGAUAUAUUGCUGAGAGCUGAGCUAGAAGACAUUGCUAAGAAGCAUCCUGAGCAGUUCACACUGUGGUACACACUGGACAGACCUCCACAAGAUUGGAAGUACAGUUCUGGCUUCGUCACUGCAGACAUGAUUAAAACCCACCUCCCUUGCCCCAGCAGCGAGACGCUCAUUCUCAUGUGUGGGCCACCACCUAUGAUUCAGUUUGCAUGUCAGCCCAACCUGGACAAACUUGGCUAUCCAAAGGGCAGUACAUUUGCCUAUUAACACUGAUGGCAUCUGAUACCUUUUUAUUUUCCUGAUCCCUUUUGGACUCUUCCUGUUUUCUGGAGACAGUGGAGACUGUGGACCUGAAUCUGUUCCCGAAGAAAGAGGUGAAAGCUCAUCUGAGGUUACUGUACCAUCCAUAUUCUCCGUUUCUCCUGGGAUAAGAACAGUAAUACAGUCACAUUUUAUAGUCAUUAUUAACAAAGCUGUUAUCUGGGAGACUACUGUUUAAAUGCAGAACAUAAUAAAAAUGUAAAGGUAUCUAUAAAAUUGUUCUUGUAUUAAAAAAAACAAAACAUGCACAGAAGGUGAAAAAAAUACUAGCUGUACAUUUGAUACAAAAAAUAAAAUAAUAAAACAUUAGGUAAAAUA
Molecule: messenger RNA, 1344 nt
Organism: Apus apus (common swift)
Lineage: Eukaryota; Metazoa; Chordata; Aves; Apodiformes; Apodidae
Product: NADH-cytochrome b5 reductase 2
Exons: 10
Coding region: 55-972 (305 amino acids)
Cellular component (GO): mitochondrion
Molecular function (GO): oxidoreductase activity; FAD binding
Source: RefSeq, a predicted model, not a curated record